Heterotrigona itama is the source of this 1890-nucleotide messenger RNA. The record is from the annotation of a GenBank genome assembly. NCBI's taxonomy places the organism in Eukaryota, Metazoa, Arthropoda, Insecta, Hymenoptera, Apidae.
AUGUUCAAGUUAUUGUUGCGAAUAUGUGCCAGAAAAAGACAAUAUAUUACACAUUACAAUAAACAUUGUUUGCAUGCAAAGACUGAGGAGUCUAUGUUGACAGUAUCUCUCUCAGAUUUAAAACAACUUCUCAAGCAACAAUGUUCAAAUGUUUUGGAAGGAUACACAUGUAUGAUAACAGAUUGCCCUAUAUGUAGUGAUAUAAAAAAGAAAUCAAAGCUUUAUGUAAAUAAAACAACAGGAUUUUUUAUGUGUGAUAAAUGCAAGUCUGCAGGUUCCUGGGAUAUGUUAAAGAAAUUUUUAUCGAAGAAGACAAAUAAAGAUCUUGAAGAACUGAAUAUGUUGAAAACGAAAUGUUGCUUAAAAGAAAAUUUUGAAGAAACCUGGAAAUGCGUGACAAGUGAUUGUCAAAGCAUCAAGGAUCUAUCUGUUGAAGAAUAUGAAAAUUUGCUCAACAAUUUUUCAUUGCCUAAUAUUUCGCAAAAAGAUAUGUCUGAGCUAAAUUGUUUCUACAACAAAACCAGGAAUGUCUUGUAUUUUCCAUUAGUAGGAUUGAACAAUUCUAUAGUUGGAUAUAAAUCGCUUUUAACCAAUCCACAGAGAGAACAAACAGUUCCUGCUUUUGACGUUAGUGGAUGUAUCGAAUAUAAGCGACCUCGUAGUAAAAUUGAUGAUACUGUCGUAGUUGUGGAAAUGAUAGAUGAUUUGCUAGCUAUAAUAUCAAAGAAAUCUGCAAAUCUAAUUAUAUGUCUUCCAUACAAUUUAAAAUAUCUACCACAACAGUUGUUACCAUACAUGGAAUCCUUCAAAAAAUUAAUUUUAUGGUUUGGGAAUGAUGAAACAAGUUGGUAUACUGCUAGGCACUUUGCAAAAAAACUUAAUGAAAAACGAUGUUUCUUUAUUAGACCGAUAGACUCGCAACCUCGACCAAAGUUAGCUGUUGAAAAUAAUUAUGACUUUAAUACUAUUCUUCGAAAUGCUCAGCCUGUAUGGCAUAAAAAUAUAAUUACUUUUCAAGAACUUAGAGAAGAAGUAUUAAGUGAUUUACAAAAUAACGAUAAAGUACAGGGAGUAAAAUGGAAACGAUAUCCAGCUUUAAAUCGUUUAUUGAAAGGACAUAGAAGAGGUGAAUUCACUGUAUUGACUGGACCAACUGGUAGAUGUGGUAAAACAACAUUUGUGAGCGAAUAUUCCUUAGAUUUAAUAAUGCAAGGUGUUAAUACUUUAUGGGGUAGCUUUGAAAUAAGGAACACACGAUUAGCAAGGACAAUGCUGCAACAGAUGGUAGGUGUACCUUUGGAUGAAAAUCUUGGAAAGUUUGAUUCAUAUGCAGAUGCUUUUGAAAAGUUACCAAUUUAUUUUAUGACAUUUCAUGGCCAACAAAAUAUUAAAAUAGUAAUGGACGCAGUUGAACAUGCAACCUAUGUACACGACAUAGCACAUGUUAUAAUUGAUAAUGUUCAAUUUAUGCUGGGAAUAAGUAGUGAUUGGAAACAUAUGGAGAGAAUAAUAAAAUUUUGGGAACCUAGAUUUUGGAAACAAGAUGAAAUAAUAGCGAGAUUUAGGAAUUUUUCUACCGUGUAUAAUUGUCACGUAACCAUGAUAAUACAUCCACGAAAAGAACGUUUUAGCGAAGAACUAACAACUUCCUCAAUUUUUGGAAGUGCAAAAGCAACUCAGGAGGCAGAUAAUGUCCUGAUUAUUCAGGAUAACAGACUCACUAGUGUUCGAGGCAAAAAAUAUUUGCAAGUAGCUAAAAACAGGUAUAGCGGUGACUUGGGUAUUAUGCCGUUAGAAUUUGAUAAAUCAAGUCUUGGUUAUGCAGCACGACAAAAAGGUAAAGAAAAAAGCAACGAAACAACAGAAUCCUUACAAAAGGAGGAUGAGUGA